AUGGACUCCGAGUACGUGUUCAACAUAUACAGUGCCCCUGAGGCUCCCAAAGCUCCCUCGAGCAAAAAGAAAACGAGCAAGAGGCAUCCCGGGGAAAGCAGUAAAAUGCCUCAGGCCAAGAAAGCCCGCACUGUAGGCCCCACGGUAGAUGGACCCUCAGCCAAUGCAACACCACCUCCUUCUCCUCUCGAGCAGCAGACUCCCACUGCUCCUGCCGAGUUGACACCGUCUCCACCGGCCCCAACUAACCAGACUCAGCAGGCUAGUCCUGCUUCCACUGGGGGCGACAUAUCAAGUCGCACCUUAAGAUCGGUCAAAGACAGGGUCGCAAAAAUUUUGAAGCAUGAUCGUUGCCGAGAGGCAAUAGAUUCGACUGAGACAAUGGACGUUGACUAG
This is a messenger RNA of Humulus lupulus (European hop), 396 nucleotides long. RefSeq names its product lysine-rich arabinogalactan protein 18-like. NCBI's taxonomy places the organism in Eukaryota, Viridiplantae, Streptophyta, Magnoliopsida, Rosales, Cannabaceae. The coding region runs from base 1 to 396 and encodes 131 amino acids. The record is from RefSeq and is a predicted model, not a curated record. The transcript has a single exon.